AUGACUGUGACAGCUGCCAUAGUGUUUGCGGUGGCGUUGAUAAUACCAUCAAUUGCGCCAGCUUUCUGUCCUGAUGGUAAGCUGGAAGAAAGUGAUAUCGAAGCUGCGCUUACAACAAUCAACGACAAACGAUCGAAUGUUGUAAAAGGUGAGGAUGAUAAUACAGUUGACGAAGUCAUUGACCAAUGGUAUAACCAAGGGCUUGCCGCUGAUAAUCUUGAAUCACUCAUUGAUUCCGAAAAGUCAAAGGUUGCAUACAGUGAUUCAUUUUCAGCCACCGAAUUCGCUAAUCUUAUUCGAGCUUCAACAACAGAAAUUGGCUGUGCACGAGCAUCUGGAGAUUGCGAUGAUAUCUAUGUGCUCUGCUUUACAAAUCAACCACAACUAGGGAACGGAGAUACCAUAUACGAGGUCGGAGAUGGAGCAUGUAGUGAGGCGAGCUGUGAUUCUGGUAGAUGCAACACUGGCACUGGACUAUGUGAAAUUGCCGCCGAGACCACGACAACAGCAGCAAAAGAAACUGCUACCACCAAGCCAGCCAGCUAUCCUGGAGAGCUACCCAGCGGAACCAAUACAAAGUGCUCCAGCAAUGUCGGAAUGACCGAUGAACUCAGAAUGCAAUUCCUGGACACGCAGAACUACAGAAGAAGCAUACUCGCGAAAGGCGGUCAAGUCAAAAGACCAAGCGGAAACAUUCUACCAUCUGGAGCAAAUAUCAUAAAACUGAAUUUCAACUGCACUCUGGAAGAGGAAGCUAUUCAAGAAGUACGACAAUGUCCUACAUCUAAGACACCGCAUAGCAAGUAUGGUAAAAACUUAAACACCUUCGCAUCGAGUACCGUUGUAUCAACUUACAAAGAUGCAGUAAAAAUGGCUGUGACAAAUUGGUGGAAAGUGGUUCGUACCGAAAGCAAUGGUCCAGGAAUGCAAGUGACAUUCCGUAGUAAUCAUGUGAAUCAACCUGUAGAAUCGUAUACCCAGAUUGCUUGGGCCAACACCAAAUACAUUGGAUGUGCAAUCGCCAAAUGCUCACCUUCCUACACGGUCAUAUGUCUUUAUGAUCCAAAAGGUAACAUCGUGGACCAAGUGCUUUACAUGAAAGGAAGUCCUUGUGCGGCUUGUCCUACUGGUACGACAUGCGACAGCGCUCUUGGACUCUGUGUGCCGAGAUCAUAAUUCUUAACAACUAUGACUGCUUAUUCUGCUUUUUCUUUAGAUUUUUCCUACUAUAUGGGGGCACUUUAUCUGUCCUAGUCGCUUUAGACAUUGUCUUUUACUCUUGCUAGUAAACUCUUUGUGGAGCGCUUCUUA
This is a messenger RNA of Cylicocyclus nassatus, 1311 nucleotides long. The record is from the annotation of a GenBank genome assembly. Lineage: Eukaryota; Metazoa; Nematoda; Chromadorea; Rhabditida; Strongylidae.